AUGCCCGUGGACCUGGCGAAGUGGGACGGGCCGCUGAGCCUCGCCGAGGUGGAGCAGAAGCCGGCGCAGCCGCUGAGGGUCAAGUAUGGCUCCGUGGAGAUCGACGAGCUGGGCAAGGUGCUCACGCCCACUCAGGUCCAGCAUCGCCCCACCAGCAUCGAGUGGGACGGCUGCGAUCCCCAGAAGCUUUACACCCUGGUCCUCACAGACCCUGAUGCGCCCAGUCGGAAGGACCCGAAGUUCAGGGAGUGGCAUCACUUUCUGGUGACCAACAUGAAAGGCAACAAUGUGAGCAGCGGGACCGUGAUGUCGGAUUAUGUCGGCUCCGGGCCUCCCAAGGGAACAGGGCUGCACCGCUACGUGUGGCUGGUGUACGAGCAGCCGCAGCAGCUGGCCUGCAGCGAGCCCGUCCUGUCCAACCGCUCCGGCGACAAGCGCGGCAAGUUCAAGGUGGCCGCCUUCCGCAGCAAGUACGGGCUGGGGGCGCCGGUGGCGGGCACCUGCUACCAGGCCGAGUGGGAUGACUACGUGCCCAAGCUCUACGAGCAGCUCUCGGGGAAGUAGGGCCAGGGCCCUGGGGCACUGCAGCACCCGUGGGUGGGGCCGGGCACGGGGCUGUAGUUCUGUUUUGUUAAUGAGUUGUUAAUUGUCCCGCUCUGACCGCUGGAAAUGUCAGUGUCACUGUCCCUGCUCCGUGUGUGCCGAUGCUUGUGGUAUCCUAGCUAGAGCUGCUGCUGGGGGUCCCUGGAAGGGCCACUCCCUCCAAACUGACCUGCUUAAGGGAAUCAAAAGCUUUUGUGGAUUAGCGUCAGUUCAGGGGGUCUCUGCCGUCUUGGGGUGGUUUGAGGUGGCAGGGGUGUGGGUACACAACCACUUUGGAGUGGGUGCUGGCUGUGGAGACUCUUUUCCAGGAGAGGAGAGAGCAGUUGAAGGGAAGCUUCCUCCCCUUUUUUUUUCUUCCUUCCUUCCUUCCUACAUUUAACCAGUGCCUCCAUAACACCACUACAGUAGUGAAGGUGCAGCUCGAGGGGGAGGCAGGAGCUGACCUAGAGCACUUCUUCUGUUUUCUGCUGCCACUCUAAGCUGAGACCACUUUGUUUUGUUCAGUCCUGUGGUGACCUGCCCCGUGCGCACAGUGCAAUUAAAAACUUCCCAAGGCC
This is a messenger RNA of Ficedula albicollis (Collared flycatcher), 1160 nucleotides long. RefSeq names its product phosphatidylethanolamine binding protein 1 (gene PEBP1). The record is from RefSeq and is a predicted model, not a curated record. Gene Ontology annotation, biological process: negative regulation of MAPK cascade. The transcript has 4 exons. Lineage: Eukaryota; Metazoa; Chordata; Aves; Passeriformes; Muscicapidae. The coding region runs from base 1 to 564 and encodes 187 amino acids.